AGCGAGGAACCUAAAUUCGUGGCAGAGCAAUAAUUUUAUUGUAUUCUUUUUUCUUUCGUACAUACUAGGUGCAAAAAAAACAACAAAAAAAGAAAAACACACCAGCAUGACGGUGUGUCGAAGACUGCGCCGACGGCGCGUCGAGCAGACGACAGCUCCGCGACGCCGGUAGGUGCGGUUCCGCCGAGGCACCGGAUUGGCCAAAACCUCAGAAGGCGAUGGCAGCGCCGCCGCAAAUAUCAGCGUUUUUUGCUUCACUCUCACCGCUUGCCGGGUGGUUUGUAUACGUUGGCGGCGUCGGACACAGACACGGUGUAAGACACAUCGUUCUUCGUGCAAUGGCUUCCAUCCUACGAAGCUGUCGCGAGCUGCUAGUGGAGUUGGGCGUAUACUUGUGGUGUAUCGUGGUCAGGCUGGUGUUUGCCUUGUGGUUCUUCUGGAAAAAGCCUGUACCACUGCCAGCUGCCACUGACAAGCUUCUGCUCCGUUCUGCUACAUCACUUGCGGCGGACAUCAGAAAUGGCAAGGUCAAAAGCGUCGACCUCGUCUCUGCCUACAUUGAGCGCAUCCGGGAGGUGCAGCCCAUCAUCAAUGCUGUUGUUGAGGAAAGGUUUGAGGAAGCGCUCGAAGAUGCCAAGGAGGUCGACAGACUGGUGGCAUCGGGGACCUUGAGCGCCAGCCAAAUAAGCAAGGAAAAGCCGUUGCUGGGGCUGCCGUUCACUGCCAAGAACAGCAUUGCUAUCAAAGGUUUACGACAGGAUGCAGGCUCGACGUUCUGGCACGGGCGGCGCGCCGAGGAGGACGCCCCGAGCGUGGCGUUGCUCCGGGCAGCCGGCGCCAUCCCACUGGCGCUGACCAACGUGUGCGAGAUGUGCAUGUGGGACAAUGCGCUGAACCUGGUCGACGGCUGCACGCGGAACCCGCACGACACGCGCCGAAGCCCCGGUGGAAGCAGUGGUGGAGAGGGAAGCCUCCUGGCAGCGGCUGGCUCCCUGAUUGGCCUAGGAACAGACAUCGGGGGAAGUGUGCGAUCACCAGCCGCCUACUGCGGUAUCUUCGGCCACAAGCCAACAGCCGGAGUGGUGCCCAACACUGGCCUGCUGCCAGAUGUCGGGGAAAACCUGGUGCAGUUCAACUGCGUGGGCCCCAUGGCCAGGUUCGCGGAGGAUUUGCCGCUGAUGCUCAACGUUCUGGCAGGAAGUGCAACCAACAUGCUUCGACUAAAUGAACAGGUAAACAUGAAGGCGCUGAAGCUGUAUUACAUGGACACGGAAGGAAGCCUCUAUAUCAGCCGUGUGACUACCGAGGCUCGUCAAGUAGUUAGACGGGUCACCCAGUGCCUCAAGGCGGCGCAUGGACUCGAAGCGCAGCAACUACACUUGCCCGAACUGCAGUUCAACCUAUACAUGUGGUACAAAGUGAACGGCGGGUUGGAGGACAAGCCGCUGGCCGAAAUGUUCAGACCCGGUGGCUUCAAUGCGCUAGUCGAACUGCUUCGCUACCUGGUGGGAGCUGGCCGGCACACCCUGGCAGCAUUGGCCGCAUGCACCAUUACGAAACUUUUCCGCUUCCGUACGAAACAGCAGGCUUACGCCUACAUGGCCUCCUUAGACAGCGCCCGCGACAGGCUCGAGGAGACACUAGGGGAUGAUGGAGUGCUCAUUCUGCCCGCGGCAGUGAGUGCUGCCCCAUUCCAGAACCAGGACUUGUUGUUGUUCGGUUUGUCUUGCCUGUUGGCUCUUUUCAAUCAGUUCAAGGUGCCCGCCACAGUGUGCCCCGUAAUGCUGUCUACGCAGGGAUUGCCCCUGUGCGUGCAGGUGGUGGCGAAGAGGGGAAACGACAGGCUAUGCCUGGCAGUCGCCAGGGAAAUCGAGAACCGCUUUGGCGGGUGGCUUGAUCCUUCGACGAAAAUAAAAGCUUGAGUGUGACGUCCGGGUAAGUGACACAUUAAGGUAGUUCGUCCUUGGUUUGACGGUUUCUUGAAUUCACCAAAAUUCAAAGAAAGCCGUUUCAAUGUGUGCGUAACUGCAAAGAUGAGUGCCUUGGGUUGAAUAGCUUGUAGGAAAAGUGUUCUGUCAUUUUUUUUUGUCAUGUGAAGUAAGAAACUACUCUGUGCAAAGCAUUUGUCAUUGUUAUAUAUGGCACAGCAUGUCAGUGUUUCAGAAGAUAUUUGCAGUAUUCUUAAAUUGAGAAAAUAUUGCGAGGAAGCAGACGUCUCUUGUGAAAGUUUUUUUCUAUGCAUGGCUGAAUAAAAAAUGCUUAUCUUUAUUCGUAA
Dermacentor andersoni is the source of this 2275-nucleotide messenger RNA. RefSeq names its product fatty-acid amide hydrolase 2-A-like. Gene Ontology annotation, cellular component: endomembrane system. The record is from RefSeq and is a predicted model, not a curated record. Lineage: Eukaryota; Metazoa; Arthropoda; Arachnida; Ixodida; Ixodidae.